Messenger RNA from Scophthalmus maximus (turbot), 2209 nucleotides. RefSeq names its product neuronal vesicle trafficking associated 2 (gene nsg2). Gene Ontology annotation, cellular component: endosome; membrane. Gene Ontology annotation, biological process: endosomal transport; clathrin coat assembly; G protein-coupled dopamine receptor signaling pathway. Gene Ontology annotation, molecular function: clathrin light chain binding. The transcript has 5 exons. The coding region runs from base 286 to 837 and encodes 183 amino acids. Lineage: Eukaryota; Metazoa; Chordata; Actinopteri; Pleuronectiformes; Scophthalmidae. The record is from RefSeq and is a predicted model, not a curated record.
AGUGAAGCGGCGCAGACAGAGACAGGAGGCUGUGUGUGGAUUAGGGGGUUGGGCUGCCGGCUGGUCGGAAAACCUGCCGCCACACUUCCAGUCUGUCUCCGCCGGUGCAGCGUUGCUUUCCCGCAUCAGCAUCAUCAGCAUCAUCAGCAUCAGCCUCCAGCAUCAUCUCCUGCCUCCUCGUCUGCGCUCCCCUCCGCCUCUGUACCAGACACUGAGACGACACGGACGGACGAGGACGAGCCGCUGAGCAGUCUUCAGGGAAAUAAGGGAAUAUACAGUGAAAAGAUGGUGAAACUGGGGAGUAAUCUUCAGGACAAAGGGGCCAAACCUGUGAGCGUGGAGGACGGCUUUCAGAAUGUGCCCCUCAUCACUCCGCUGGACGUUGGCAGCCUCCAGAGCCAAGCACCUGACAAGGUGGUGGUGAAAACUCGCACAGAGUACCAGACAGAGAAGAAGAGGCUGAAGGUUCCCAAGGUGGAGGAGUUCACCAUCAGCUUCACCGACGGGGUCUCUGAGAGACUUAAGGUGACAAUUCUGAUCAUCCUGGCCCUGGCCUUCCUUGCCUGCAUCGUGUUCCUGGUGGUUUAUAAAGCCUUCACCUACGACCAUGCCUGCCCAGAUGGAUUCAUUUAUAAGCACAAGCGCUGUAUCCCAGCCUCCCUGGAGGCCUACUACGCCGCCCAGGACGCCAACUCGAGGGGCCGCUUCUACACGGUGAUCAGCCACUACAGCAUGGCCAAGCAGACCACCUCGCACUCCGUCUCCCCCUGGCUUCCCGGAGGGGUGGUGGGGCCGCAGCAGCACGACCCCAAACCGCCGAGCGGCGAGGGCCACUGAGUUAGCCGAAAACGGCUGACAGUUUGUUUUGCAAACACAUGCAGACACACGGAGAAAUGCAUUACAGACACAGGCGGGUGCAGACACGGACACACACACACACACACACACACACACACACAUGUAGGAGAAUAUGUAGAAAAUGUAGACAAAAAGAGGUGCACACUAACACAGCAGCGACAUAUAUAACGCCAGUAUAGAUUGAACACGUGCAUGCAGACAUGGAAACUCACAAGCACAUGCUCUGCCAUAUUGUCUGCCCAUUAUUACAUGCUCUUUCUCUCGAGAGCAUUUUCCCCAGAUCUUUUGGGCUCCUGGGAUCAUCAUCAUCUGCUGAUACACACUCACACACACACACACACACACACACGUACACGCACACAGUCUGCUGUCUCGUUACCAUGUUUACCUUCCUCUAAUUUUAUUAUUUAUUGACUGUCAUGAUAAAUCAAUUUUUUAACUGUAGUGUAUGGAUGUUUUGUAUGUGAUUAGCAGGCAACUACUUUGUACAAAGGCACGCGUCAAUGCUGAAUUUCGCGCUUCUUCUCUGUGAGAUUCUGACUCUUUUUUGUUUGUGUGUAUAGGCCACACACACAUACACACACACACACACGCACACGCACGCACACACACAUCACAUCACAUCACAUUCCAACCCAAAAUAAGUCAGUAUGGUCUUGUAUUACUGUAACACAUUUUAUAUACAAAGAUUUUUUGGGGGGGAAGGUUCAAUGCCAACGUCCGCGUCCACAUUACAUCCUAAGUUGAUAGAAAUGAAUUUUUCCAUCAUGGUUGUUUGAUAGCUCGCAUUCAAUGACAUUUUCAAUGACCUGUGUUAUACAUCUGAAAUCCAGAAAUCCCCUCGUGACCCAAGCUGUACAUAGAUCUGUGCAUCCAGGCUAGUUUUUGGUGUGUACGCAUUGUAGUAGCUUUUAUUAGCAGUUUUUUUUUUGGGGGGGGGGGGGCUUUUCUUUCAUUUAUCUUAUUCUCUUUUUGUUGGUUUGUUUUAAUUUUUUGUUUUGCAGACCAACAAUCCCCCCCUUGCAAGUUACUGCUUCAGCUGCCGGCCUUUGUAGCUCCAUCAAACACAAUUUAGCAAAUAGGAAAUAUCACCAUCUCUUGCCAAAUCUCUUAUUUCCUGUUUCGUUACGUUUAUAGAUGGGCUUCUACUGUGGCGGAGAAUUGCUCCUGUGCUGUUAUUUAUUCCUUUGUUUUCCUUUUGUAACGUUGGAUCUGUUGUCAAGAGCGCUUUUAUGAGAUAUUGUGAUGUUGUCAGGUAAUGUGUAGCGAUACCCGGUUGUAAUUUAUCAGUGUGCAUCCUUGUCCCUCUUCCUCUUGAUUUGAAUUCAAAAUAAAACAAGCUGUGACCUGU